UCUCUCGUGCUCCAGAACUGGGAAGCCGAUGAUUCACGUUUUCACUGGAGACAGGUUGACAGAUUUCCACAGGGUUGGCGAUGAUCAAGGCCUUCCGAAUCCGGGCCCGAAAAUUAACGUCAAUCGCUCGGAUGCAUGGAGUCAUGUGGUGCUGCCCGACAAUCGCGUCGUAGCCCUUCUUGCAUCAGACACUGGAAUCUACGGCUUCGCUUUGGAUUCAACAUCACACAUCAAACCCUACUUCCACUACACUUUGGCAAAUUCAACUUUUACUCAGUUCAGCAGACUGACCCCCAUUGUUGUCGGAAACCGGGCAUUUCUGGCCUUGACAGGUGGAAUUCCAGCGAUAUCAGGCAACAAUAAUGACAAUGUCUACGACUUGGGAACGAUUCCGGAAGUUCCUGCAUGGGAGACCACGACAACCCACGAAGACAAGGUGAAACAGUGCCUUGGGAAUCUAGAAACGCUUUUGGCUGAGAAGAUGGAAGUGUUAUCCCGAGUCCGGGAAAACCUCAAGUCCUGCAUUCCUGUCGAUGGAUCCCGAGGGCUCACUUACACCAAUCUCCGCAUCAACGGCAAUCUCAACAUUGGCGAUGCGAAAAUACGAGAAAUCUCGGCACUACCCGGCGAAGAAUUCAUGCGUUCGGAGAACAAAUUGAGAAGCACCGUGUCGAAACUCAAGAAGAUGGUGGGAAGCAUGGAAGAGAGCGUAAACAACCUUGUCUUGAUGCAGAAGAAAAAAUCAGACGAUGCGCAGAAAAUCAUCAGUUUCAAGACCCUGACGAUGGUCGCAAAUCAAAACACCACCGUGCUCGGAAAGAACAUCGGGGAAUUAAUUGAGAAUGGCGUCACUUCCUCCAACGAGCAAGUCAUCUCGGGAAAUUGGAGAGUGACAAACUGUCAGAUAAACGGUCUUCAAACUUCGAAGAUCAACAACGUGCCGACCGAAGAUAUCGUAGUAGCCAACGAGCCAACGGAGUUCAAGGGUAAAAUGACGUUCGCCAACAACGUUCACUUCAACGACACUGUGACUCUGAAGGAAAACUGCACGCUGAACAAAAUGUCCGUUCGGAAUAUUUGUAAUCGAAAUGAAAGGACAAGUUUCCAGUCCUUGACGAUCGGAGUUUUGCAGGCUGGUCGCAUCACUGCCAAAGGACGGGUCAACGGCGUCGAGAAUAUUGCUGAUCACUUGAGAACCUUUUUGAACAAGGAUGAUCCCCAGCAAUUUUCCACGUCACCAAUCACUCUGAACAAAGUGACGGUCGAAAAAGGAAAUAUCAAGGUCAGAACGAUCAAUGGAAUCGAUGCGCAAGAAUUGAACAAGAUUGCUCAAGUUGAAAACGGCGUCCUGAAAAUCAACGGUGAUGUGCAUAUUUCCGGAAAAUUGCAAGCGAAAAAUACGACAGUCAGGGGCGAAAGGAAGAUGAAUGCUACGGAAGAUGUAACCGUUUUCAACGGCGACGUGAUCGUGAAGAACUUAUUCAGCGCCAAAGUCGUUAAUACUGAUACCAUCAACGGGAUCCUCUGCUCCAAGAUCGUGGAUACUUCUCAGAACAACAUUACGUUCAAAACGAUGCCCGUGUUCCGCAAUCUCAACAUUGACCAAUUGGUCAUGCCGCCGAAAAAAACUAUCGAUUCGUUGGACCUCAGCAGCGACUUGACUCUGUCUCCAACAUCCAUGGAGUCACUCGUCAUCACUGAAGACACAACUGUGCAAAAUUUGGAGGUGAAAAACGUCUUGGGAAUCAAGCGCUACAAUGGAAACGAUUUCGAUGAGCAGCUGAAGGCCUGCGCUCGCUUCGAUGUCCAAAAUUUGAAUUUUCACGAAAUCAAGGCCGAGAAGGUUGUUUUCAAGACAAGCGUCGAGGUGGACAAAUUCAACAACGUUUCUCUGGAGAAUUACGUGAAACUUCAUUCGGACCAAGUCCAAUUCAUACAGCGGCCCAUGGUGUUCAGUCACGCGACAUUCCUUUCCCUCGACCCCCAAGGACAAUUUCACAGCGGAGAAGAAUGCAACGUCUUGAACGCUCUCUCCGACGCUGUGCUCGUCAGCCCCGACAUCCCCAACAUCGAUGUGAAUGGGACCAAGACAAUCAGGAUGCUGCAAACCAACGAUGCGGACUUCGAGACGCUCAAUAACUACGAUGCCAGGAAACUCUUUGGGUCUGACAAAGAGUAUGAUUAUCGCUCACCGAUUCGAUUCAGUGAUGAAUUGGUUCUGCGAGGAGAUGCUUGGAUCUUCGAAAACUUCACUGCUGAGUCUUACAAUGACGUGAAAAUCAAAGAAGCUUUCGAAAAUGCGGUUUACGUGACUCCUUCCACCGAUGGAAAGCCUCUGGAAUUUUGCGGCAAUGUAACCUUUGGAGAGUUGAAUGCUAAUGCCGUGAAUGUGGAUUGGAUCGACGGACACAUCAAUGUUGCGAAAACUCUCCAGAACGGAAUCGAGUGCGACACGGAUAGAAACUCUGUUCAGCAUAUCGAAGCCCAACAUGCAACAGUGAAAGGCUGGUUGACUUGCGAAAACCUCAACAAUGUCUCCCUUACGCACUUCAUGAAGUACGAGUUGGUGUCGCGCAAUCGGCCAAUGGAAAUCUCAGGAAAAGUGCGCUUUAAAGAACUCUCAGUGAAUCAAUUCGUCGGCCCCAUCGACAACGUGGACGUCGGUCAGAAGUUGAGCAAUGCUUUGACUACUCACAGUAGUCAGACGUGCACGUGCCAACUUUCCGCUCAAGGAAACGUCUCCAUAAAACACCUCAUCGUCAACGAUUCCUUGGCGGAGGUGCCCAUCAGUGACUUGAUGUACACCGACGAUUCAUUGCAGUUAACUGAAGGCACAACUGCGGUUUUCAAACAAGGAUUAACGAUUGAUCGGUCGUUUUUUACGGAUAAUGCGGAGUUCAGAGGAAAUACUAAAAGUUGUUCACCUGUGAAGGUGUACAAGAGUCUCAAGAGCUACACAUCAAUGACAUCACCCGAAGAAGUGCGACAAAUACGAUCCGCCGACAACAUGCGUGUGACCGGAAACUGCCAAGUGGACAUGCUAAACGGAUUCUCUGCCAACGAACUUCCGCACGGUUUGGUCCGGAAAGACAUUAGUUCGCCGCAAUACGUCAGUAGCGUGCAUUUCCACAAGGGCUUUCACGCGGAAAAUUUGAAUGUAACAACAGUCGGUGACGUUCAAGAUGUGCCCUCACUUUUGGAUCAACUGUGGGAUCCUGAAGAUGAAAUGAAGCCCCUGAGAAACUUGCAAAUUGAAGGGAAAUGCAGUAUCAAGAAACUCAUUGCCAAAUUGUCCAAUAAUGUUACAAUCAACGGAAGAAACCUGUCGGCGGAAGCGGCGAAUUUAGUGUCACCGACUGAACGUGAAGUUCUGAUUCAUCAGCCAUCCACAUUCAAAAACCUCACAUGUAAACAGGCGGAAAUAUCCGGGUCGUUGAAUAAUAUUUCAUCGUUGGACGACAUUAUUCGGAAAAAUGACUCAAGAGUCAUCUCGGAGCCGCUCACUUUCGCAAAAGGCCUAACUGUGAAGAAUCUGGAAGCUACCAUGUUGAACAAUUGGCCAUUCAAACAGAAGCUGGAAAAUUUGUUGACCAGCGACAAAGUACAAAAAAUUCCAGAACUUCGCACUCGGGAAAACGUCAAAAUAGGAACGCUCUGCGUGAACAAGGGAAUCAACAAUUUGAAGCCAAAAGAAAUUGUCACGACUUCGGAAACGCAAAACGGAGAAAUGCCCGGAAACGUCAAAGUUCAAGGAACCGUCCAUGUUUACGGAAAUUGCGAGGUCAAGCGUAUCAACGACCAAGACGGAGACACUUUCCUAAGCGAUUACGUCACUGUCGACCGGGAAAUGACUUUCGACAACGUGGAAUUCACAGAGAAAUUCGAGCUGGGCAAGGAUGCAGAAAUUCAUGUCGCGGAUAUAAUCGACGAUUAUGACGAGACACCCGUAGAACAUUUAGUUCAAUACGAAAAACGUUUGGCGGGCAACGGCAACAUUCCGCAGACUCAAGCUCGCGAUGCUCUGAAAGCUUUGGAAAAUGAACUGGAAAGAAAGCGAACGGAAAUGGCUGAAAAGAAGGGAUGCGGCAUGAUGUCGAAAUUUGAGAUGCGAGACAUGUACAGAUACCAAGGGGGAGUUCGGAUGCUGCUCUUAAAACGCCCGAGUGGUUUAUCGCCCCAAAUCCUAAUGCACAAGGACACCAGUGCUGGGUUCUGCACUUCCCGGGAAACUGUGCACCUUUCCGUCGAGCCGCAAAAUCACAAACUCUUAUUUGUAGCGGAAUACCAAGGAACAACUUACGCUCAUCAUCCCCAAAGCGGCAACGUGUAUGGCAUCAAAGUGUCCACCAACGUCUUCGCGGAUAUGAGGGAGAAUUUCGUGCAACGAUGUUUCGGACCAGAAACUCACCGGUUCACCACAGUCAAGAGUUUUCCAGUUGCUGACGUUAAAUUUGCCGAAGAUCAGGUCAUUCGUUCGCCGAAGAAUGAAUCCAACGAUCAACCAUCGACAAGCUUGGCCGUCUCCUCAACUGGUUCUCAGUCACCCGAAGGCCUUUCGAGGAGGAAACGUACUUUGACGGAUUUGAAGCUGGAUCUCAAUUUGAGCGUCGGCGACGUUUCGUUCGUUGAGUGGAACAAUCGAAUCUUCGUCAUAAUUGGCUACAAAUACGACCAUGUUAAAGAUACGACGAGAUCUCAACUUGAUGUACUGGAAUACGACAACGCGAACAAUUAUUUUGUUCGAAAAUCUGACAUCUUCAUAGAAACUAACGGAGUGGAGUCAAUCGCCACUCUGUCAACCCCAGAAUACUUUUACUGCGCUGUCUGCAAUAAUUACGAUUCGGUCAACAAAACUGGCGUCUUGAAAUCUGCCAUUUAUCGAAUGGGAGUGAAGGACGAAAAGUUCGAGCUCAUGGUGGAAGUCGAAACGUACUUCUGCUCAAACGUCAUCGCAUUCAUGCUGCAACGUCCUGUGAUUAUAUUCGCCCAACAUCACGCCAACACAAAAGAAGGAAAUCCAUUUUCAAAGAAUCCGCUCGUGUACCAAUUGGCGCAUCCUGAAGACAUCACCGAUCCGUCCAUGCCGUUUGUCGUUAGCAAACUGAAACAUUCCGUUGCUGUGAACAAUAUGGCGUUCGUGAAGUUCAAAGGUCAAUCGUACGUCAUCGCGGUAUCGUCAGUGCAAAAGAAAUGCGUGAUUUACUUGGACAAAGGACCGGAGCAGUUCGUCAAGUGGCAAACGUUGGCAGUUCCUGAAGCAACGUCCGUAAUAGCGUUUCCUGAUAAGACGGGCGUAACCUUAUUCCUCACCACUCGCACAGCGUUGAUCUCGUAUCGAUCAUUCAUCCUUUGAAAUGUUACGAAUUGCUGAUUUUUUCCCUGUGAUGUUCGAUGUUUUACCUGGAAAGAAGUUAGAUAAAGAAUGUUAUUCCAAUGAGAA
Molecule: messenger RNA, 5440 nt
Organism: Notodromas monacha
Lineage: Eukaryota; Metazoa; Arthropoda; Ostracoda; Podocopida; Cyprididae
Source: the annotation of a GenBank genome assembly